AAGGCCAAGUAUCACACUUAGAUAACACAUCAAUUUUUUCUUUCGAGCAAAUUAAAUCCUUAAAACAUGGGCAGAAUUUCUCUCACUCAUGUCUUCAUCCUUGCCCUUCUUUUCACUGUUAUUUCAAUGGUAGCCAAAGUUGAAGCACAAAAGAGAUGUACGGAGGUGUUGAGCCCAAGUAGUUGUUUGCUUGCGGAAUGUAGACAGGAGUGCUCUCAAAAAUACCCAAGUGGAGUAGGACAAUGCGUUCAAAGUGGUGGAACUCCUCUUCAGCCUACUUAUGAGUGUCUUUGUGCUUAUAAUUGUCCUCUAUAAACUUUUUUUUAUUAUUUCUAUUUUGAAUUUCACUAAUAAGCAACGAUAUUAUUUUAAAAGAUAAAUAUCAAAAUUAUAUAUGAAUUUUGAUUCAAUAUUCAAUAACACAUAUGAAUUUUGAUUUUGUGUUAUUUUAUACAUAAAA
Molecule: messenger RNA, 460 nt
Organism: Gossypium arboreum
Lineage: Eukaryota; Viridiplantae; Streptophyta; Magnoliopsida; Malvales; Malvaceae
Product: putative defensin-like protein 165
Exons: 2
Coding region: 67-315 (82 amino acids)
Source: RefSeq, a predicted model, not a curated record